Messenger RNA from Eimeria acervulina, 1164 nucleotides. RefSeq lists its product as hypothetical. Gene Ontology annotation, molecular function: protein binding. The transcript is spliced from 4 exons. NCBI's taxonomy places the organism in Eukaryota, Apicomplexa, Conoidasida, Eucoccidiorida, Eimeriidae. The coding region runs from base 1 to 1164 and encodes 387 amino acids. The record is from RefSeq and is a predicted model, not a curated record.
AUGGCGUCGGCGAAACCGAUGAGCUCGGACGUUCAUCGAAUUGCGUCUGUCAUGGACGAGUUAACUCAAAAGCUUACACUGCUCACCUUUGUUAGCCCCCAAGUUUUAGAAGCAAUCCAGGAAAAUGAUUCCGGGCAUGUUGCAGAGAUCCUCGGCCCUGAAGUCCUGAAACGCAUGAUCGAACAAACUAGGCUUGAGGAGCUAUAUCACGGAAGCACAGCAACCGGCGAAGGAGCUGGCGUAGCAUCACUAGACGUGGAUGAUUUACAGGAAAUCGCUGAACAACUAGAAAGGAACACGAGGGAGUUGUGCAGGAAAAUGAGAGAGGUGCCCAACAUAGUGCAAGAAUUGCGAGCUCUACAAGAAACAAAGCCUGUUAACUCAGUGAAAUUCGUACAUGCUUUGGCAGAAAUGCAGGAAGUGGUGCUGAAACGCCUGACAACGGCGGUAGAAGAUGAGAAGGCCAACGAAGAGCUACUGCAAAUGUAUCUUCAGCAAGAGCAGGCCGCAGAAGACCGCCGUGCCGAGCUGGAGGCGCAGUUGGCACAGCUUCGAACUGACAGGCAAAAACAUGCGGCAAGAUCAUCAGAAGCGAUUACUAAGCUGAAGUCGGAUUUGCAUGAUAUCCAAAAUACCACGGAACAGCGGCUUUGGCAGAUGAACGAGGAGUUCGCUAAGCGUGACGCGCAACAGAGACGCACUUUCCAACGGAAAACUGGCGAUGCUGCUGCACUGAAGGCCCAAUUAGAAAAACGUGGGGCCAAUCAGGCAGCAGCAGCACGGGAGGAAAUAGAUGCUAAGAUUCGCAACCAGAAGAUAGCCAAAAGGGAUCUGGAGAAUGCUGUAAAGGCCCUCGAUAAGGACAUUUCUCAGAAAGAGAGAGAGAUUCAAGCGGUGCGGGAGAAGAAUAAGGUUGAUGAGGAGUCUUUGUCUUCUCUGGCCAAAGCUCUAGAAGCAAUUGACGAAGAGAAUGAGAGAAAGGAGCAAGCGGCACGCAUCUCGAGGGCAGUUUUUGCAAGGGCAGAAGCGGAAAGGAUCAAUAAGGCAGCUGCAGCAUGUCUCCUCCAGUCAUACUGGCGUGGAAUCAGCCAGCGCGAAGAGUACAUUGCGCUGAAGAAGGCAGCAGCACGGAAGACUAAAGCAAAAAAGAAGCCUAAGGUUUAG